CAGACUACAACAUAAUUACUAAACCGGUUUCAACAUUCACUCUCUCUCUCUCUGCCUUAUUACUCUCACAGUCUCUCACAGUGGUGGUUCGUUUAGGGUUUGGUUGAAUUUUACAGAGCUUCCGAAUCAGAGAGCUUGAGAAGAAAUCAAAUCGAGAAUGAGGAUAUCGUUUGCGAUUGCAUCAACUGCGAAGAGAUUUGUUCAUCGGAGUCUUGUGGUGAGAGGUAAUGCUGCAACUGUUUCUCCCUCUUUUUCCUUUUUCUGGAGACGAGCUUUCUCUGGUAAGACUAGUUAUGAUUACAGAGAGAAACUGAGUAGAAAUGGGCUGAGUGAAUUAAAGUUAGAUGACGCUGUUGCUCUGUUCGGUGAAAUGGUCAAGUCUCGUCCCUUCCCUUCCAUCAUUGAGUUCAGCAAACUGUUGAGUGCAAUUGCUAAGAUGAACAAGUUCGAUGUUGUCAUCUCUCUCGGCGAGCAGAUGCAAAACUUGGGAAUUCCUCAUAAUCACUAUACUUACAGUAUUUUGAUUAACUGUUUUUGUCGACGCUCUCAACUCCCUCUUGCUUUAGCUGUUCUUGGCAAGAUGAUGAAACUUGGCUAUGAGCCCAAUAUUGUCACGCUUUCUUCGCUGCUCAAUGGGUAUUGCCACAGUAAGAGGAUAUCCGAGGCUGUAGCUUUGGUUGAUCAGAUGUUCGUAACGGGGUAUCAACCCAAUACCGUCACAUUUAACACUCUAAUCCAUGGACUUUUUCUUCACAACAAAGCUUCAGAAGCAAUGGCUUUAAUUGAUCGAAUGGUUGCAAAAGGUUGUCAACCAGAUCUGGUUACUUAUGGAGUGGUAGUAAAUGGAUUAUGUAAGAGAGGUGAUACUGAUUUGGCUUUUAAUCUGCUCAACAAGAUGGAACAAGGGAAAUUAGAACCUGGUGUUUUGAUCUACAACACAAUCAUUGAUGGUCUUUGCAAAUACAAACAUAUGGAUGAUGCGCUCAACCUAUUUAAAGAAAUGGAAACAAAAGGCAUUAGACCAAAUGUUGUUACCUACAGCUCCCUCAUAAGUUGCCUUUGUAAUUACGGAAGAUGGAGUGAUGCCUCUCGCCUCCUUAGUGAUAUGAUUGAGAGGAAAAUCAACCCUGAUGUAUUCACUUUCAGCGCAUUGAUCGAUGCGUUUGUGAAGGAGGGCAAGCUUGUAGAGGCUGAGAAAUUGUACGACGAGAUGGUCAAAAGGUCCAUAGAUCCUAGUAUUGUCACAUACAGUUCAUUGAUCAACGGGUUUUGUAUGCACGAUCGUCUAGACGAGGCCAAGCAGAUGUUUGAGUUCAUGGUUAGCAAGCAUUGUUUUCCAGAUGUAGUGACUUAUAAUACGCUUAUAAAGGGAUUUUGCAAGUAUAAAAGGGUAGAAGAGGGUAUGGAAGUCUUCCGUGAGAUGUCUCAAAGAGGAUUGGUUGGCAACACUGUCACUUACAACAUUCUUAUCCAAGGGUUAUUUCAAGCUGGAGAUUGUGAUAUGGCUCAAGAAAUAUUCAAAGAGAUGGUAUCUGAUGGCGUGCCUCCCAAUAUUAUGACAUACAACACUUUGUUAGAUGGACUUUGUAAAAAUGGGAAGCUAGAGAAAGCAAUGGUUGUAUUCGAGUAUCUGCAAAGGAGUAAAAUGGAACCUACUAUUUACACAUAUAAUAUUAUGAUUGAAGGGAUGUGCAAGGCAGGGAAGGUGGAAGAUGGGUGGGAUCUAUUUUGUAAUCUCAGCCUUAAAGGAGUGAAGCCGGAUGUUGUAGCGUACAAUACAAUGAUAUCAGGAUUUUGUAGGAAAGGUUCAAAGGAGGAAGCAGAUGCCUUAUUUAAAGAAAUGAAAGAAGAUGGGACUCUUCCAAACAGCGGUUGCUAUAAUACGCUGAUUAGGGCACGCCUUAGAGAUGGUGACAGAGAAGCAUCAGCUGAACUCAUCAAAGAAAUGAGGAGUUGCGGGUUUGCUGGAGAUGCUUCAACCAUUGGCUUGGUCACUAAUAUGUUACAUGAUGGGAGAUUGGACAAAAGCUUCCUCGAUAUGCUUUCUUAAAACAGUUUCAUCAUCCUUGAGUCGAGAGAAUAGUCGAGCAAACCAUAUCCCCUUGAAAGCAGCAUCUGCGAGGCUGCAAACAAGGGUUGAUAAGGAGCACUCUUCAAGCAGAUUUCAGAUUUCGAAUUGAGAUUUUUCGGGCUCGAGGGUGACUUUGCUUUUGUUUCUCCCCUUCCUUCUUUUUCACAAAGCUCAAUGAUUUUUGUUUGGUGAUUGUCUUGUGAACUGCUAAGCUUUUUAACUCAUAUUGAGUCAUGGUUACAACUGUUUUAGUGGUCUUGUAGGAGAUAAAAUAAAAAGCUCACAAAUUACAAUUUGAUAUCUCGAAAAAAUUGUGGAAUUCUGUAUAAAAAGCUCAUUACCAGAA
This is a messenger RNA of Arabidopsis thaliana (thale cress), 2417 nucleotides long. It is a transcript of the gene RPF2, whose product is annotated as rna processing factor 2. The coding region runs from base 158 to 2050 and encodes 630 amino acids. The transcript has 2 exons. Gene Ontology annotation, cellular component: mitochondrion. Lineage: Eukaryota; Viridiplantae; Streptophyta; Magnoliopsida; Brassicales; Brassicaceae. The record is from RefSeq and is marked reviewed.